Messenger RNA from Didymodactylos carnosus, 582 nucleotides. The record is from the annotation of a GenBank genome assembly. NCBI's taxonomy places the organism in Eukaryota, Metazoa, Rotifera, Eurotatoria, Philodinida, Philodinidae.
AUGAUACGAGAAGUUUUCCCCUUAUCAACCGCACUACUUUGUUAUUUUCAUGUUAUCAAAAAACUCAAAGAACACAUCGCUAAAUUAGCUAUCAGUAUUGAACGUAAACGGGAAAUUCUUAAAUUAUCGAAAAAUAUUAUUUAUUCAGAUAAUGUAACUGUAUUCGCUGUCAAUGUUUAUAUGCUAGAAACUGCUUCGUCGAUGACCGAAUAUUGGCCUUAUUUUCAUGAGAACUGGCUAUCUUGUACCGACCUCUGGGUUUUCUAUAAACGUAAACAAAAUUUGACUUAUAUGAAUAACACAAAUAACAGAAUAGAAAGUUUUUAUAGAACUGUUAAACGUAAAUUUCACGAGAGAUCCAAAAUUCCACAUAUUGCCGAAGCAUUAACAAUAUUAAUGUCACUGUUACGAUUUAAGUCAAUUGUACAAAAUUAUAACAUUGUUCGGCAAGAGUUAACGUCGUUUUGUAUUGCCAAUUCAAAGUAUCCCGAAUUUAUUGAGCAAUGUGGAAGAAUACUGAGCGGUGAGCAAUAUCUAUCGAUAAUGCUACUUUCUAAUUCUGUUGUCCCAAAGUUCCAUUAG